GAGCCCGCUACCUUCCAAGCUAGAGUACAAAAAACUGCAGAGAAGAAGCACUGUCCUAUGAGAGGCUGAGGAUUGCUGUCUGCUCAAAACUCAUCGCAGUUUUCCAUGCCAUGUCCUCUCGCUCUUCCCUUUCCUCUCCUUCUUCUUCGUCUUCUCUGUCUAUCUCCUUGUUCCUGAGACUGUAAGGAAAGCAGCAGAGCCACCAGAAGAAGAGCAGCGCCGCCCAAGAUGUCCAUUUCCAUGGCCUUGUUCUCCCCUCCCGCGCCCAACCUCAGGACCCUCCUCUCCUCCCCUCGCUCCCUCCCCAAACCCCGCCUCACCCACAAGCCCUCUCUCUCCCUCAUGCCCAAAGCGCCCGCCUUUUUCGCCGUCAACGCUUCCUCCGACAAUGGGGCCGGGGCCGUCCCGUCGUCGGCCGUGGCCGUGGAGGAGCAGGGGGAGCCCAAGGUGGCGGUGGAGCCGGCGAAGGAGCCGGAGAGAGAAAAUGGGUCCGUGGCCUCUGCUUCUGAGGAGGGAGCUGUGGCUGUCGCCAAGUUUAAUGACUCGAGAUGGGUUGGUGGGACUUGGAAUUUGAAGCAGUUUCAGAAGGAUGGCUCGACUGAUUGGGAUGCUGUCAUCGAUGCUGAGGUUAGGAGGAGAAAAUGGCUUGAAGACAACCCCGAGUCAUCCAGUAAUGAUGACCCUGUAGUUUUCGACACCUCUAUCAUUCCAUGGUGGGCUUGGAUGAAGAGGUUCCCUCCCGAGGCUGAACUACUCAAUGGUCGGGCAGCAAUGAUAGGAUUCUUCAUGGCUUAUUUGGUGGAUAGCUUGACCGGAGUCGGCCUGGUUGACCAAAUGGGAAACUUCUUUUGUAAGACUCUAUUAUUCAUAGCUGUAGUAGGAGUUCUGGUAAUAAGAAAGAACGAGGACGUCGAGACCAUAAAGAAGCUUAUUGAGGAAACGACCUUCUAUGACAAGCAAUGGCAAGCUACAUGGCAGGAUGAUAAUUCUGGCAGUUCAAAGAAUGGCUAGUGAAAAAUCCAUGGUUGUUACCAGGAGAGCGUCUCAAGAUGACUUGGCAUUUUUGCGGUAGAAUGUUUUUACCAUCUAUUGCGUGUUUGAAUAUGUUACAGUAUAACAUUCGGAACCGAUGUAUCUUUUUGGGGGAAGAAGGCGUUAUAAGCAAUUUAGUGGCAAUUUCUAGUUCCUGUUUACAGCUGGUUUUAAAUCAUAAACACCGUGACUAAGUAGCACAUCCUCUUUCUUGUGGUGAAAACUGUCUUUGGUGGA
Eucalyptus grandis is the source of this 1269-nucleotide messenger RNA. Its product is annotated as light-harvesting complex-like protein 3 isotype 2, chloroplastic. Lineage: Eukaryota; Viridiplantae; Streptophyta; Magnoliopsida; Myrtales; Myrtaceae. The record is from RefSeq and is a predicted model, not a curated record.